AAAAUCGCAUUAUGUACGGGGCGAAGGGACUUAUAAGUGAAAGUCGUGAUUUACAACUCGUUGGGUAGUAGGCGAGAUGAAAAUGUGCGCAGCUUCCCCCCAGGCGCAACCUAGCACACCCAAAUCAAAAUUAAACCCGAACGUUAAGAAGAGGAGGCCCCGAAGGAUUAAAAAGUCGGAAACACCCCUCCACCUCCGUAUAAAAUGCUCGCAGGUUCCCCUUCCCGGCGAUUUUCCCAUAAUCAGAACCAAACAACACAGAAAGAGAGAAAAACAAAAAACACAGCGAACAAACCCUUCUCUUCUCUUUUCUGCUUCUUCAUCCAUUUCUUCUCCAAUUCUAAUUCUCUCUCUGCCCCCAUUCAAGAAUAACGCAGCGGCGAGCUCUGGCCCUUCACUGUGAAUGAAAGGCUAAUGGCUAUGGGGACAGAAAGAUCGAAGGCGUUGCACAAUUUCACGAUGCCGUGUGGUUUGCGGUGGGGGAAUCAGCGAUUUCUCCGUUGCAUGAAGGUCAACUCCAACGGCCAAAUCUCGCCCCUUCAACGAUUCACAACCAAUAAUUCCGGUUCUUCUGAUCAUCACCACCAACACCAUCACCAACAUCCAAUCCAACAGCGCCGCACCACCAGAGAUAGAGACAGAGAAAGAGAUAAAGACUCGUCUCCUGAGUUUGUGCAUGGAUCUCCCAAAGUGGGUCCUACUCCGCCGCCGGCGACGGACGGUGGUCGGAGAUUCAGCGAUGACGAUGAUGAUGGGAUUGCCGCUAUGAGAGAGAAAGUGAUGUUCGAUCUCCAGACGGCGGCGGAUAAAAUGAAAGACGCGAUUUUUAAGGAUGGACUUGAGGAAGGUAAGGUUUCUGUUUCCCAGCAGCUUCUGCCUCAGCCGCCGCCUCCGCCGCCGCCGCCAGCGGAAGGCGAGACUUACCGUCCAUGGAACUUGAGGACGAGGCGAGCUGCGUGUAAGACGCCGGUGAGUGGGUUCGUCUCCGGUAAAAACUGUGGCGCCCCUGCCGUCGGUGGGGGGAACGAUGCAGGCGGCAACAAGAUUUUGAGGCUUGAUGUGCCGAGACCCAAUUCGGCUGCGGUGACAGCCCACAAGCCGCCGAUGCAUAGGAGUGAAGGCAGCGGGAUGGCGGCGAGUGGGGAAAAAAGGGAACGGGCGAAGUUUUCAGUGCCGCUUGCAAAAAGAGAAAUCGAAGAGGAUUUCUUCGCCAUGGUUGGUCACAGGCCGCCGCGCAGACCGAAGAAGAGAGCUAAGAUUGUUCAAAAACAAUUAGAUACCCUAUUUCCAGGAUUGUGGCUGACUGAAGUUACAGCAGAUAUGUAUAAAGUUAAUGAAGCUGCUCCAUGACAAGAAAGUUUCUGUGAAGUUGAAAGCGGCCUUCUUUUUGCUUUUGAGAAAUGGUUAAUUGUGAAGGAUGGACUGAGUUAGUGUGGCACAUUGCACCAGCACUGUGAAUUUGGAAUUUCAGGGAAGUGUUGAAAUUUCCUCUGGUAAACUGUGGUGUAUAAGAAAAAGGCUUAGUUGCUUGGGGAAUGCUAAUUUUUGUUUUGUUUCCUGAUUAUAAUUGUUCAUAUAUAUGUUUUAGUUCAUGGGAAUAAAGUCAACAUAGUGGAAAAGUUGGUGGGAGGUUUUCUUUCUUCUUUUGCUACAGAACACUAUGCUUCUUGAUAUCCAAGUUCAUAAUUCUUUUU
This is a messenger RNA of Sesamum indicum (sesame), 1694 nucleotides long. RefSeq lists its product as uncharacterized. The record is from RefSeq and is a predicted model, not a curated record. NCBI's taxonomy places the organism in Eukaryota, Viridiplantae, Streptophyta, Magnoliopsida, Lamiales, Pedaliaceae.